GAGAGCCCUCUACAGAGACGUCAUGCGGGAGACCUAUGGGAAUGUGACCUCGCUGGUCACAGCUCUGCCAAGAUGCUCCAGCUAAUCCCUCCACCUUUCAAUUACGGCUAUGCUGCACACAGCUGGAGGGCAUGCGGAUAAAUGCCGGUAUUCCCGUCUGUGCAACACAACACAAACACUGACAGGUUCUCUUAGUCCUUCCUUGUGUCUAUUGUAGAUUCAUGGGUUUUGUGGCCAGAAAGGACUAUUGGAACAUAUAACACAGGCCACAGAAUUUCAUCCAGAUACUGCCAAGCUGAGCUGAAUCCCUUGUGUUUGAUUAAAUCAUCUUCCGGAAAGGCAUCCAGUCUUGACCUGAAGACUUCCUGAGAUGGAGAAGAUGCCACUGACCUUCGUAGUUUGUAAACCUUUGCACCAAUCUUACUGAACUGUUUCCAGUGGCUAGUGCCUACUCAAGGAUUAGAGAAGGGCAGAGUUAAGGUUGUGUUGCAGGGUUUCCCGUUUCCAAACCUGAUGUGAUCUCCCAGCUGGAACGAGGGGAGGAGCCAUGGGUCCUGGAUCUCCAGGGCUUUGAGGAAGGAGAGAUCCCGAGAGGCGCCUGCGCAGGUGCUUGGAUGGUGAAUGAGAACGAGGAGCUGAAUCCUGAGCAGGAAGAUGCUGAGCAAGUGGAAGCGCGCGGGGAAUUAUCGCAAGGAUCGAAAGGGAAUGUGUUCAGGUGUUGUGUGAGGGGGAAAGCCUGUGAGAGCCAGCCCAGGCCAGAGAGGCAGCAGGGAAACCAGCCCAGGGAGAAAGUGGGUAAAUCCAUUAAUUGUCAGGGGACUCACCAGGACUCCAAGGAAAUCACAGCCGAGCAGAGAAUACCUACAAGAAAACACACAUGCACUGAGUGUGGGAAACACUUCAGUAGCCACUCAGACCUUAUGAAACACAAGCGAAUCCACACGGGAGAGAGGCCCUAUGGAUGCGGUGUGUGUGGGAAAAGCUUCAGCCAGAGCUCUCACCUUAUUCGGCAUCACAGGAUCCACUCAGGAGAGAGACCUCACGAGUGCGGCAAGUGCGGGAAAAACUUCACUCUGAGUUCUGCCCUUAUUAGACAUCAGAGGAUCCACACGGGAGAGCGACCCUAUCAGUGCUGUGAGUGCGGGAAAACCUUCACUGACAGCUCAGCUCUUAUUAAUCACCAGAGGACCCACACAGGAGAGCGACCCUAUACAUGCUGCGAGUGCGGGAAACAGUUCACUCGGAGCUCAGGUCUUAUUAUACAUCAGAGGAUCCACACAGGAGAGCGACCCUAUGAAUGCUGCGAGUGCGGGAAAAGCUUCACUGUCAACUCAGACCUAAUUAAUCAUCAGAGGAUCCACACAGGAGAGAGGCCCCAUGAAUGCUGUGAGUGCGGGAAAAGCUUCACUCAGAGCUCAGCCCUUAUUAGACAUCAGAGGAUCCACACAGGGGAGCGACCGUAUAAAUGUUGUGAGUGCGGGAAAAGCUUCUUUGUCAAGUCAGAUCUUAUUGGACAUCAGAGAAUCCACAUGGGAAAGAUCCCCUAUAAAUGCUCUGAGUGCGGGAAAACUUUCACGCAGAGGUCAGCCCUUGUUACACAUGGGAGGAUCCACACAGGAGAGAGACCCUAUGAAUGCCGUGAGUGCAGGAAAAAAUUCACUGUCAAGUCAGACCUUACUAGACAUCAGAGGAUCCACACAGGAGAGCGCCCCUAUGAGUGCUAUGAGUGUGGGAAACAGUUCAGUCAGAAAUCAAACCUUAGCGCUCAUCAGACAAGCCACACAGGCGAGACACCUUAUCAAUGCUGUGAGUGUGGGAAAGGCUUCAGUGUGAGCUCUGCCCUCAUCAUACAUCAGAGGAUUCACACGGGUGAGAGACCUUAUCGCUGCUCGGUGUGCGGGAAAGGUUUCAUCCGCAGCUCACACCUGAAUAGACAUCAGAGUCUCCACAGGAGAGAGAGACAGCACAAAAACUUUGUGUAGGGCUGAGAAGUUUUUUUUGUUUGGUGGUGGUUUUUUUAACCAUAUUUGCUAAUUCCCACACAGCAACCUUUUGGUUUGUUUGCACCAUUUCCAUCACCCUGUUCUCUCAGCUCCCCCAGGUUAGUUGCCCUCUUUUGCCUUUUCACAGAUCGCCCUUCUCUGGGGUGACUCCCGUGGUCCUUUCUACCAACUCCUUUCUCCCAGGAGUCUUGGGAGCGUGUGUCCCUCUGGCCAGGAGUUUCCAUCAGCCCCAGGUGAGGGAAAUAGGGGUGACCUCAAGUAGCUACACUGAGCGAAAAUCAACCUGGGCUUUGUCUCCUCUAGGAUUUUCCAGCCUGCUGGAGGUAGCAAUCCUCAUGUAAACACCCUGCUGUAUGUGCCGUGCUGACAUAGCCCAGGGGCUGGGGUUAGCUUGCACCUUCCCCUUUGACCUGUCCUAAUCGACACCAAUGUUCCUGCUCUGGAAAGGCCCUGACCAUCACCUUUAUACUGGCCCCGCUCUAGCAGAGCGAGUCUUAGUCACCAAGUUCCCCCUUUGGCGACAGAUUGUCUCAUCCCCAGUUGUUCUCACGCUGAUCCAGGUUGUGCUGGGCAGCAGGUAUUUUUCUUUUUACCAUUUUUCUUAUUGAAAAUCUAUUUCAAUAUCACAAAGAGGAGGAGCAGGAGUGGGACAAAUGUAUCAUUUCAGUCUUUGCAACACUGGCAGGAAAUGGGGUGAGUCGACGGGAUUCCCUCCUUCCCCAUCACCGUCACUAGGCCCGCUCACUCCAGCAGCGCUGGGGUCUGUCUGAGCCACAAAGGAGCUUAUCCACCUAUAUUCUACCCCUCCACCUCCCAAACUUAAUAGCACCGAUUUGAUCCUAAAUCUGACUCGUUAUGGAGAUGAAAGAUGAAAGUGUCCCAGACCUGGCUGGGGAAUUCCAAUGGAUCCCAAACACCAUGCGAUCAUUCCCAGUUUAAAUCCCAGUUUCUGUCUAUUGACAAAGCCACUCCUGGGCUUUUUCCCUCUUGAGCUGGGCUCAUUUGCAGAUGAGAAGGUCAGCAGUUUUUCCCUAUUACAAUGCUUUUUUCCUCAAUAACACAACUCUAUAAUAAUGAAGGGCUGUUGAGUGAAGCAGGUGUGAAUGGAUCAGUGGAGAAAGCGAUGGGGAAAUCGGCUGUCUUGAUUUCUGAGUAAUCAAAUGUAACCUGCUCUGGAAUUUCAUGUUGUAUGAACAAGAAAGUGACUUAUACCGCUCUGUGUUGCAGGUUUUUCUCUCUCUCCUGGAGGCCAUUUGGUCACAUAUCUGAAUAUUAGUUUUGUAGCUCAGAUUUAUCAGGGACUUUUGGAGAAAUGACUGUUUGCUAAACAAGUACUGUCUUAUUUUAUUUUUGUCUUUUCCCCACCGCUGCAUGAGGACAUGGAAGAAGCUCAAGUGGUGUUCACUCACCAGGAGAGGAUGCUCCGAGCCAUCCGGCUUGCUAACAAGGAAACAGUAGUGGGUUUAGGGCUCUGCUCCAAAAUGGUGAACAACAGCACACCCCAGAUUGUGCAACUAACUGAAAUAACUGAGUGCGUGUGGCCUAUGAUUUGGGAAACGCUGUCCCUGCCUGUGUUGAUGUGGAGAAAACAAAAGUGGGAAUUUUUGGCAAACUUGCACUUGGGAGAUGCUGCAAAUAUUCAUUACAGUGAAAUCAGUAGCUACACACUGUCUUUUUUUAUAUAUAUUCUGCUCCUUUGGUGACUUAUAGGGAUUCUGCUGCAGCUGUAUAUUAUUCUUGGGGGAAUUCUGCACCAAAAAUUGAAAAUUCUGCACACAAUAGUUUAAAAUUCUGCAUAUUUUAUUUGUCAAAAUAAGACAAUGUAAUCAUGCCAGCUUCAAUUAUUUUGGUAAUUUAUUUCCAAUUAUCUGUCAGCAAGUAUGUCUCUAACAAUACAGACCCCAAAAAAAAAUUCUGGUGAUUUUUUUUUGACAAAUAGAUUCUGAAGUACAAUAUCACUCCAAGGCUGAGGUGGGGGGAAUGUGAAAGAGAAAUAGUGUAUAGGAGAACACCGACCCAAGCUUCAGUUAUUUCAAAUGGAAUUUGUUUUGACAAGCUCUAAAGUAAAAUUACUGAAGGAGACAAGUUGUGUAAACUUUUACUCAAUUAGACUAUACGGGUCACUGAGUUCCUCGCUUCUCUGCAAAGCAAAGAUGUAGAACGUCUGUCAGGAGAGGCCCACGGUGCUUUUUAUGAAUGGCAAUGGAUGCAUGAGGAAAUAGGUAGCUUGGUUUGGAUUUUUUGGGGGUUUUUUUUUGGUGGGGGGGGGUUGGCUAUCCAUUAUUUUUAUGGGAGCCGAGACCCCUUUUCCUUUUUUAACAAAGCCCAUUGUCACAGCUCAGACUUUUAACCCUCAAGCCGGGCUACGGAAACCUCCCCAAAACUUUCCUUGGUGUUUUCACUUUGGAGAUCUUUGGGGUUCAAACCUCAACAGUGCCUGUGGUUCGGAGCAACCGAUAUUUUAAGAAAACUGCUGGGUUAAUUCGGACUCUUCCAUGAGGCAGACUUUGGGCUAUCGUCAGUUUGGAUCAGACCAUGGUGUCUGUAACCAAGGCGUCCUUCACUCCUCACAUGCCUGGAGACUUCAGGGGAGAGACCGCAAUGUUGGGUGAGCUGGAAUCCUCAACCAUAAAGACCAAGGUAAAGGUGGAAGCCCUUUUGCACCAGCACCUGCCUAAGAAAGAUGGACAUUCCAGGACUCCCAGACUGAUCCCCUCUGGGGAAGGAAGUUGUAACAUCAACACCAGGCUGUGCCAGCCUUGACUUGUCUCCUUGUACCUGACACAGCUUGCGAAUGUGGAGUACUGAGUAGGCGACUCCAUCGCCUGGUUCCUUGACUGCAGCUCUAGCUCCUACUCCAGGGGAGUCGAAAGAGCUGCAGAGUUGGAAUCACUUGUCAGUUUCAAUCUCAGAUGGUUACUUGUUCUAUUUUUCAUGCUUUGUUUUUAUCAAGUGGGAACUAUCCCAUCCUUUCUAUUCUACUGCAUUGCGUGCAGGUGUGUGUGUGAAACCUGUCGCAGCCACUCAAGGAAGGAGCUAAAAACAAUUCCCAAAUCUAAAUAACCCUAAAAUGCUGCCCUAGAAAAUGGUUGAACAUGUGCUCCUCGUUCCAUGAAAGUGGUCAGAGAACCUGAGCUGGCGGAUACAUACCGUUAAAACUCUGUGCAUAAAGGUCUGUGUCUAUUUUAAGGUUUUUAAUCUGUAGAAGCCACCGGGAGGUUAGCGAUAUGCUGGUGAGGUCUAAGAUGGACGCUCCAAAGUUGUGGCUUAAAUGUGAACAAUGUGGACAGCUGCCUCCUUGGGUUCCUGUUUCAGGGUUUAUAAGGGCUGAUUUUCUGCUUUAUAAUUCUGAUGAUUUGGCUGAACUGAUGAUUUGAUUCCAAAGCAAGAUAAUUGUUAACUGAGUGAUUUCCGGAUCUGGCCUGAUCGAGAUCCCAGUACUGUGUGCCCCAGAGUUAGCUGAGUGGUGUUAAUAAUAGUUUAGGUUUAGUUAGAUGUGGUGUUCAUUUUGUUUGUUCAUUUUAAUGAAAUGUAUAAAAGGGA
Caretta caretta (loggerhead turtle) is the source of this 5546-nucleotide messenger RNA. Lineage: Eukaryota; Metazoa; Chordata; Testudines; Cheloniidae. The record is from RefSeq and is a predicted model, not a curated record.